AUCAUUUUUUUAAGAAACAUCAAACUAAACAACAAAUUUGCAAUGAGCUUGUGGUUAUAUUCGGAUAUAGUUUGCUUUUGAGAGUUUAAAUAGCGUAUAGCUUGUUAAUAGUGAGCUAAAAUACCGUAUAAUCUCUUAGUAACGUAAUCACGCGACGGUUACGAUACACUCAUGCAACACAGAAACAGUCAUUCGGAUCAUAAUGUAGUUUCGUUAAACUGUCGUGUCUUUAUUUAGACAUUCAUGGAUCCUACAGUAUGACGAAACUCCACUUGCGUCCUAUGUUUUUAUUAAGCAGAACAGGUUUGCACGAACGCUAUGAGAUCCAGCAGCGCAGCUGUUUUCACAAGACAGAAUCCAUUUCCUCCGGAUCCCCGUUUGUCCAGGAGCCACUACAGUCCAUCAAGAUCCAAAAAAAUCCCAAAGCAACAAAAAAGACUGGCCUUGAGUCCUGUACGGUUUACUGAGCCACCCAGUCCUUCAGAUCCUCCCACUCAGGCGUCACCUUUGAGGACCGAGGACCAGGUCUGCCAUGAAAGAUCACGUAUUGUCCUGCUCUGCCCUCCUACUACUGAACGCCAGCUGAGCUACUCCGAGUCUUGGCCUUCUACUGACCUGAGUUGCUCUACAGACAACACUAACACUUCUGCCUGCUCUGAAGCUCAGAUGCAAGCCAUGAGAAGCAUGGUUGCGCCAACGACAAUUGAGGCAAAGGAACCCUCAGUUCUUGCAAAGUACAUUGAACGCUUCCGCUUUGGAAAGCCACAGAGUCGAGAAGAAAGACGCCUUCAGGCAACUGAGGGAGAAGAUGACCAGCCGUUUUGGUGGAUGCCCACAUCCCCUCCAUCCAGUUCAACACCAACACAACCAUCAGAGAAAUAUAUCAGAGAACCACUUGAUCUCAUGAACGAUGGCACCGCCAGCACCCAGAGAACCAUCUCAAAGCCACUGCAUGAUGAAACCACGCUGUCUCCAGCUAGACUCAUGCUUGACCUUAGCAUGCUGACAUUAUCUGAAUCAUCCCACUGUGAUCAAGAAGAACCAGAGAUACUGCAGCUACAGGAGCGGGCCAGCCGUUUACUGCAGAGGAGUGAGCAUUCACUCAGCAGUGGCUCUGUGCCUUUCAGUUCUGGGGGUCUGGGCUGCUCUGAUUUCUCUUCCCCCGUAAGCACUGAUGAGCCAGUCCGAAGACCAGUCGUGUCCACCUUAAUGGGCUUAACCAACAUGGUUCUAGAGCCAGGUUUGUGCGAGGGAACAUCUUUUCCUCGUCUUGUGGUUGGUUCUGAGGGGUCAGGUGUCUGUCGUGAAGAUGACAUCCUGUUUCAGUGGCGACUAAGAAGGAAGAUGGAACAGGCCAGACAAUGGUGUCAGGAGGCCCCUUCCCACAAUUCUGUUCUCCAUAUACCUCUAUCACACAGUGUCGGACCAAACCAGAAGGCACACUAUAGCACUUUAAACCGCACACCUCAUCAGAGAACAAACCUCUCAUUCACACCGUUCUCCCUCGCUAGCCUCGAUCCUCCAGUUCCUGAGUCUCCUCUCCCUAUGUCAAGCCCCAGCAUCUCCAGACUCCGGCCCGAUGUGACCCACGAGCAACCAGACCCCGAUAUCCAACCCAAACCCCUUCCCCAGCAGAGACUGUCCUCCAGGAAAGCUGUCACAAAGAAUCUGGAAACCCCUUGUGCCCAACCACAACAUCGCAAGCCAAUCAGAACACAAGUCAGCAUCCCAGAGACCACAGCAGAUCACAGCAGAACACAGAGGUCCUCUUCUCCAUCUCCACAGACUUCUGAUAGCACAGAGGAGCGGUGGCCAGCCCCUCAUCGUAAGAAAGACACAACAGGCAAAGAAAAGACUGAAAAUGAGAGACAGGAGAAGAAGAUUGCACCUUUACGCCAAAAGAAAACAUCUGAACGACAUGGUGGCGAGCGAGGGAGCAGUGCAAUGAGGGUCAGGUAUGCCAGGGUUCAUGAAGAGGUCAGUCGCAAACCUGAGGAGCUGAGUGGAAACAGUAGGUGGCAGGAAGAGGGUCAAAGGUCGACACGAGGAGGACGGUCUGGAAAUCAAGCACCACCACCCUCACCUAUACACAAUGCUCUGGGACAGGUUGUCUCUGAGGUGCUUUUUGCUGGUACAGACUCACCAAGCCAGUGCAAGACUCCAAGUUCUUCAGAUUCCCCAGUAUAUACCCCACCUCCACCCCCACAAUCCCCUGUGGCCUCUUGUUCCGGUGUGCAGCAACCCUUGGAGGUCAUAGGUCAGCUCAUGCAGGAUGCAGAAGACUCAGAUGGGCAGAAGUUCGAAGACGAUCCUUUGUUGCAAGUCCUCAGACAGCAGAGGAAAUGGGUGAAGGAACAACUUUGUGAGGUUGAUAAGAUGCUCCAGCAGCUAUGAAGCACCUGUUAUGAUGCGAUACAUUUCACAUUAUCAUGUUUAUUUUUGCUACUAAUUAUUUAUGCCAUUUUAUAUUGUGGAUUCAAACAUGUAUGACUGUAUUUCUAAAUAAAGACCUUUGCAAAUAAACAAGGGUGUUUCAUUAUGUUUAUUGAUAUUCAAUCUGUACAUCACACAAAUAUUAGAACUAAAUGAACACUUACAUAAUUAUGUCAUUUUGUAAAAAUAUGUACAAUCCUAACAUAACCUAUUAAGAUUAACUGAAUAAUCAGUGCAAUUUUGUGAAUAAGCAAGUGUGAUACAACACAAAAAUAAGUCAUUUCUGAAUGGUUCCCAUACUAAAUUCAGUUUCAGUAUGACUGUGGGUUUGGGAGAGGAGACCCUGUUAACGCGAGGACAAAUGUGUCGCUCUUACAGGCUGUAUGCUAAACUGACAGCAAGUGUGAAGAAAAUGUGAUACGAUCUUCUUGUUGGCUUGAAAUCAAGUAUGUUUGGAGUUGGCAUCUGAGUUGAGUAGUCCACCGCCACAAGGGGGAGUGAGAGGAAGCCAGUCUGUUUUGGUCUUUACCAUUGCCUUACAUGAGAAACCCAGAGGAUGGGAAUUUUAAGCGCCUUGCAUUAACAUGUCAAGAACUAAAACAGUGAAGAAGAGCAAAAAAA
This is a messenger RNA of Sinocyclocheilus anshuiensis, 3054 nucleotides long. Its product is annotated as proline and serine-rich protein 3-like. NCBI's taxonomy places the organism in Eukaryota, Metazoa, Chordata, Actinopteri, Cypriniformes, Cyprinidae. The transcript is spliced from 13 exons. The record is from RefSeq and is a predicted model, not a curated record. The coding region runs from base 319 to 2394 and encodes 691 amino acids.